GCCGGCGGGUCUCCAAUCCUGGUUGGUUGGGGCGGAGGGCUGGUGGCCUCAAGUUCGGAGCCUAGAGGCUUCGGCUUUCCUGCCACCUGUCCUGCUACCUGCCCCGAGCGCCAUGGCUCAGCUGCCGCCCGACGUGGAAGAGGACGAAUGUCUUCCUGAGUACCGCUACCUGUUCUGCCCGGACCUGCUCCAGGACAAAGUGGCCUUUAUCACAGGAGGUGGCUCUGGAAUUGGGUUCCGGAUUGCUGAGAUAUUCAUGCGGCAUGGCUGCCACACGGUCAUCGCCAGCAGGAGUCUGCUGAGAGUUUCCAUGGCUGCCAAGAAGUUGAUUGCUGCUACUGGCCGGCAGUGUCUCCCUUUAUCUAUGGAUGUCCGAGCUCCCCCAGCCAUCAUGGCCGCUGUGGACCAGGCACUGAAGGAGUUUGGCAAAAUCGAUAUCCUUAUUAAUGGUGCAGCUGGAAACUUCUUGUGUCCCGCCAGUGCUCUGUCCUUCAAUGCCUUCAGGACUGUGGUUGACAUUGACACCAUUGGCACCUUCAAUGUGUCUCGUGUGCUCUAUGAGAAGUUCUUCCGGGACCAUGGAGGGGUGAUCGUGAACAUCACUGCUACCCUGAAUCUCCGGGGGCAGGUGCUCCAGGUGCACGCAGGCUCUGCCAAGGCAGCUGUGGAUGCAAUGACACGGCACUUGGCUGUGGAGUGGGGUCCCCAGAACAUUCGCAUCAACAGCCUUGCCCCAGGCCCCAUCAGUGGUACAGAGGGCUUACGGCGAUUGGGUGGUUCCCCGGCCAGAGUAAGCACAAAGGCCCUUGUGAGCCCUCUGCAGAGGCUGGGAAACAAGACGGAGAUUGCCCAUAGUGUGCUCUACCUGGCCAGCCCUCUGGCUUCCUUUGUGACCGGGACCAUGCUGGUUGUUGAUGGUGGGGCCUGGCUGACAUCCCCUAAUGACACCAAGCAGCUGGCAAACUUCGAAUCCUCCUCUGCUAAGCUCUAGGCUCCUGGACUGAGGUGGGGAGCAUGAGAUGAUGGAUCCCAGAGAACCUUGCCAGCUGCAACACUGGAGGCUAGCAAGUGUUUCUCUGACCUCCACAUCAUUUCAUCCUUUAUCCUAUGAGACAAGACAAUGCUGCCUGGCACCAGUCAAGCCCCUUCCCCAGGAUGCAUGUCCAGGCAGCCAGAAGCAUCUUACUUGUGCUUGGCUCUGUGCUGAGGCCUGAGCCUACUGAAACUGGGGAGGAGUGGGGCAGGUGGGGUCUCCAGAUUAGAACUUCCUGUGCUGGCCUCAGAUCUGGGCUGGUGUGUAGGCCCCCGUUUUUCCCUUAGGACACAUCAGGCAUUUCUCUUGGAGGCAUGUGGCAGACCCACUCUGGCCCUUUAGAUCCAAGGGGGGAAUAUCUGGGAGAUUCUGGGUCCUUCACAGGCUCCCAGGUGGGGUGGGGCAGUGCACUGGAACUUUGGGAAGAAGCUGGGACACAGACCUUUGGAACCCAGACAUAAAACAACCUACCUUCCUUCCUUCUACUCUUUCUGUGCUAGGAUCAAACACAGGGCCUUGUGCAAGCUGAGCAGAGCUCACCACUAACCUUUAUCCCUACCCCUUCCUUCCUUCCCUCACCCCCUGGGCAUCGCAGCCCAGCUGCCACCUGCUCAGGUUGCUCCUUCUGCCAGAUGACAUCAAACUCUUGGGAAAGAUGGUUUGCUCUGCUUGGAUCAUGUGUCAGUUCCCUCAAUAAAUUCAUCUU
This is a messenger RNA of Urocitellus parryii (Arctic ground squirrel), 1739 nucleotides long. RefSeq names its product 2,4-dienoyl-CoA reductase 2 (gene Decr2). The record is from RefSeq and is a predicted model, not a curated record. Gene Ontology annotation, biological process: fatty acid catabolic process. NCBI's taxonomy places the organism in Eukaryota, Metazoa, Chordata, Mammalia, Rodentia, Sciuridae. Gene Ontology annotation, molecular function: 2,4-dienoyl-CoA reductase (NADPH) activity. Gene Ontology annotation, cellular component: peroxisome.